GGAGCCAGUAAGACGUGUUUUCUGCCCUCUUUCUUUGAGUCUGCGACACGUUUUAAGUGCUCUUCCCCAAUUGACAACAGCAGCAGCAGAGAAACAAAAAAAAUAAACAAGAACCACCGUGACAAAAGUUGUUUGUGUUUUUAAAUCAGUUCUAGACACGAAAAGGCUUGAUGAAAAAUGCAAAAGAAUCCGAAACACUAACUAACCGACCGAAAACUUGACUUGAGUGUUGUUCGAAAAAUCGAGACAAAAGAAAACAAAUCAUAAAAAAAACUGCACGAAAAAAUGCAAAAGUUUCUAAUAUUCAAAAUUUUGCACAAGAAAUACAAAAUCAAUUAAAGUGAACUCUAACUAAAAGUUAAACGAAAAAAGCAAAACAAACCAGCGAAGAACAAUCAGAAGCAGAGAAGUGCAAACAAAGAGCAGGAAGGAAGGAAACGGAUAAGGACAAAAAGGAAGCCAGCGCUCACACACACACACCCUCACAAUGGCCGUGCCCUUUUAUUUGCCCGAGGGCGGCGCCGAUGACGUAGCUUCGAGUUCAUCGGGAGCCUCGGGCAACUCCUCCCCCCACAACCACCCACUCCCCUCCAGCGCAUCCUCCUCCACCUCCUCCUCGGGCGUGUCCUCCGCCUCCUCGGCCUCGUCCUCGUCGUCGUCCUCCGCCUCCUCGUCCUCGGACGGCGCCAGCAGCGUCGCCUCGCAAUCGCCGAACACCACCACCUCGUCGGCCACGCAGACGCCGAUGCAGUCGCCACUGCCCACCGACCAGGUGCUCUACGCCCUCUACGAGUGGGUCAGGAUCUACCAGAGCCAGCAGAGCGCCCCGCAAAUCUUCCAGUAUCCACCGCCGCCGAGCCCCUCUUGCAAUUUCACGAGCGGCGAUGUGUUCUUCCCCCACGGCCACCCGAAUCCGAAUCCGCACCCGCGCACUCCCCGCACCAGCGUGAGCUUCUCCUCCGGCGAGGAGUACAACUUCUUCCGGCAGCAGCAGCAGCAGCCGCAGCCACAUCCGUCGUAUCCGGCGCCAUCGACACCGCAGCCAAUGCCACCGCAGUCAGCGCCGCCGAUGCACUGCAGCCACAGCUAUCCGCAGCAGUCGGCGCACAUGAUGCCCCACCACUCGGCGCCCUUCGGGAUGGGCGGUCCCUACUACGCCGCCUACACGCCGCCACCCACUCCGAACACGGGCAGUGCGGGCACCUCCACCUCGUCGGCGGCCUUCGGCUGGCACGGCCACAUCCACAGCCCCCUCUCGUCGACAUCUACGCCCCUGUCGGCGCCAGUGGCGCCCAAGAUGCGCCUGCAGCGCAGCCAGUCGGAUGCGGCCAGACGCAAGCGAUUGACCUCGACAGGCGAGGAUGAGCGCGAGUACCAGAGCGAUCAUGAGACCAGUUGGGACGAGUUUGGCGAUCGCUACGACAACUUUACGGCCGGACGGGAGCGCCUGCAGGAGUUCAAUGGACGCAUUCCACCCCGGAAGAAGAAGAGCUCGAAUAGCCACUGCAGCAGCAAUAAUAAUCCAGUCUGCCAAAGCCAGCCCAAUAGUUCAUCCCAUGAGGAGAGCGGUGCCACCAAUAGCCACAUCAGUCAGCAGCGACAGGUGGAGCGGGAGCAAAAGCGGCAAAAGGCGAAGGCUGAGAAGAAGAAACCACAGAGCUUCACUUGGCCAACUGUUGUGACCGUCUUCGUUUUGGCCAUGGGCUGUGGAUUCUUUGCGGCGCGAUGAAACCGCAGGAGACGUGUUUAAGGGACGCGCUUUAGAUAUAUGCCGAUCUUUACAUAGAUAUAGCUAAACCGUAAUAAGUGCAACGAAUUUAUUGAACUGCAGGCCGCAAGCAGAAAGUCAUUAAUUCGUAAACGGAUUGUUAUAUACAUACACAGCCAACAUACAUAAGAUUAAGAAGGUUGACGGGACACAAGAACAAUAUAUUCUAUCUGUCUAUGGUAACUGCAUUUGUAUUUCUAAAUCGAAACGAAACGAAACAGUACUUUCCUCAAAGUGAACAAUUGAAACUGCUCAAAGUAAUGAAAACUCUUAGACUGGCAAGAGACUCAAAUCACACUUAUUUUUUUGCUGAUGCAUAUUUUUGUACAACUUUUGAGAGAUAUUUACAAAUUAUACAAGUACAAAAAAAAAGAGAAAGCAAAAGAUAAAACUGCCAACUUUUUGAGACACUUUUGAUAAUCUUUGAUUCGCAUUUAAUCAUUUCCACACUUGCAUUUUCGUUAACCACAAACAAAAUUAUUUAUAUUGUAGAGCAAGGUAAACUGCAAUUUCAAUGUCUUCGCAUUUGUAAUUCCGAAUUGCAAGCAAAACAAAAAUUAUAUUUUAAAUAUGUUUAACUAGUAGAAUUUUUUAAAUGUAAGUCCACAAAAAAAUCACACACCUAGCUUUAAUUGUUAAAAGAAAAUCAGAGAAAACGCAACAAAAAAAUGAAUGAAAAAUCAUUAAAUUAAUUUUGUAUAUAGUUUUAUGCCAUUUUUGUGAUGUUUUGUGUCUACGGUUUAUGUCAUGUUAUUUUAGUUAAAUUUCUUAUGAUUUAUGUUUAUUUGUAAUUUUUUUGUCAUUGUUUGUUCAUCAUCAUAUUCAAAUUGGUCUCACAAUAUAGUAGUCUUAAGAUCCACGCCCAGGAAGUUGAUGGCAAAACGAAUGAAACUUGGCCAAGAGAGAGAUGGUUUUCCCAUUCGUACACAGUCUUUUUUGGAAUGCACAUCAAUGAUCUCUCACAAUGGAAAUUAAUGAAAAUUGAUCUCCACAGCUAGCCAAAGUUAAAAAAGAAAUGAAGAGGAAAACAUACUUUAUAGGCAAUUUUCACUAUUUGCUUCGAAUUUCCAGGGCGUUUCAAUGCUAAUCGAAUACCGUGACAUGAAAGCAAACAUAGCGAAAAUAAUAAGAGAAAAUGAAUCAAAAAGAAAGAAAAAACAAUUCCCAAAAAUCGCAUUGAUCUCAUGGAUUUAUACAAUACAAAUACAUCAACCGUUUUUUACAAUGAGAAAUGUUAUAAAAAGCAGAAAGUGAAACAGAGAAACAGAAACAAAAAUUAAUGAAAAGGUUAGGCUUAAGUUCGCCAAGCGUUUUAGUUCUACGUUCUAGAAUGUUUAAGUCGGUUUAGUGAGUUUAUUGAGCUGUCUUCGGACACGAGUUUAUUUGUAUAUAAAGCAAUAUUAUUUGUGUAGCCUAAGUGACAGCCCCAAUCAAAUCCCCAGUCCCAAUCCAGACAAUUCCCAGCAUCGCAAUAGAACUUCUUCUCGUACACAUGUAUCAAUCUUAAUUUGAAUAACCACAAAACAGAAACACUACAUCCAUACCCAAUGAAAAAUUAUUUUUGUAAAUUUUUUGCAUCAAAUGAACCGAGAUGUCAGUUGGGGAAUUAUCCUGGCCGCUUCUUCGGUUUAUUGCUAAUUAGUUUUCACAAUGAUCUCGGUAAAGUUUUAUGGCCUUGCGCCCAGAAGUCGAUAAGAUUUCUGGUUUGCCGUAAAUACUCGAACAAAAAGUUAAAGAAAAACGAAGCAAGUGGAAAAAAAAUCAGAACGACACACAAAAAAUUUAUAUUUUUGACCCAAUGCGACUUAAUCCGUUUUUAAAUUUAAGUAUCUUUACUCGACCUUGUAAAUAGCGCAGUUGGAAUCAUAGAAUCAAAUGCCAUUUUUUGUAUAGAAUUUUGUUUGGUGCCAAAACAGUGACAGCUAAUUGUCUAUGAACACGUGUAUUUCGCAUAUUAUACAUUUAUACAUAUAUCGUAACUUCAAUCAUAAGUUUGAUUCUGCAAUUUUGUCAAUUCAGUUUAAGAAAACAUUUAUGUUUUAGUUUUAUGUUCGAACGCAGAACACAUUUGUUUACUUGUACAUUUUAUAUUAUGCUGUAAUAUUUUAAUAUACAUAAAUAUCAUUACUGAUCUCAUGAAUAUGUUCAUAAGACAACAAAAAUUAUAAAUAUGAUACAUCUAUGUGUAUGUGUGAAUGAAAAAAGCGCAUAAAUAUUAUGUAAGAUUUA
Drosophila takahashii is the source of this 3997-nucleotide messenger RNA. It is a transcript of the gene hid, whose product is annotated as head involution defective. NCBI's taxonomy places the organism in Eukaryota, Metazoa, Arthropoda, Insecta, Diptera, Drosophilidae. The record is from RefSeq and is a predicted model, not a curated record.